GAUCAAAGAAGCAAAUUAUUGUGAAAUAACAACAAAAUACUAAAUAAUAACAAGUUUGUUAAUAAGUGAUUUUAAUUAUAGGUACAAUUUAAAGAUAGACGACACAUAUACUCGCCAAUACAUGUUAUCAUAAAACCAGUUGUGUACGUCUCUAGAACUAUUUGUGCUUGAAUUACGUAAGCUUCGCGGGUCGUAAAGAUACCCCCCCCCCAUACGUGGUAAGGAACCCCAUAAGGAAUUAAACCAAAAAAAUGAGUUAUCCACCACCCCACGGACCUCCACCACCGCCGUAUUACGGCGCUGGAUGGCGACCACCCCACCCCCCUAACCUAUCUGGAACCGGAUCAUCUUACCCUCAACCAGACUUCGGCCAGGUUACUCAGCCCCAACCACCUUACCCGUACCCUUAUUACAUCCCCGGAGCUGUUAUGAUGCCAUUCCCCAUGGGACCACCCCCAGACCCAAGCAACCCAACUUACAUAACCAAUAUAAUAUACCAAGGAGAAACUUCCAACCCUCCAACUACAGAACAGGUCCAAAUAUCUGAGACCUCUGGAGAUUAUGACUGGAUACCCACCACGUCAACUACUGCUAGCAAUUUGACUGGAAAAGCAGUUAUUGGAGGUCACGAAGGUUGGGAUGGGAGUCCCUUAUGGGUCAUCCGAGCUUGGCAUAAUGGAGAUCUUAUUCCUGGAAAGUUAUCUGUCAGACAUAACGCAGCGUCAAUAAUGUACAACGGAAAAGAGAUACCAGUUCAAAAAAUCGACGUUUUGUGCGCAAAGCCCGAUAGCUUAAGGUGGAUUCCGGCGUCAAAUGGUAACGUGCCGCCAGGAGCAAUUUCUGGUGGACAAACAUCUUCUGGUGAAACGCUAUACGUUGGGAGAGCGAGACAUCAGCUGUCCGUGACUCCUGGAAAGAUUCAUCCGAGCCACAGUUCCUGCUAUAUUGGGUUUGGGGGAGCGGAAAUCGCUCACAAGAUGUACGACGUACUUUGCCGUGUAAGUUAAAUUGCUUCGGAAGUAAGUUUGUAAAUGAACUCGUUAAGUUUCAAGUUGGGAAAGUUGUCAUAAGUUUUGCAGUUUUGGCUCCAUAUGAAUUUAAUGAAUUCCUAACGCUGUUUUAUAAAGGUCUAUAUGAUGAAGAAACGGUUGCAUCCAGUUUGCAUGACUUUGCAAAUAAUCCGCAGGUGUUAUCCGAUUCCUUGACGCCCCGCGAAAGAUACGCACCUAUGUAGACAUAAGAGUAAAUGAUAAUAAUUUUUUGAGCAUUUAAUGAAACAGUGUUUUUUAAUUUAAGCACAUAACGCUCCAAACAAACCGUUGUGGCCAUUUCUAUUGAUGAGUUGCACGCUACAAUGUUGGACUAGAGCUAGGACAAUUUAGUAUACGGGUCUAAGCCAUAAAAUAUGUAUCCAACAAAAUUGUAUUUUUUUUUGUACUACUUAUUCAU
This is a messenger RNA of Pararge aegeria (speckled wood butterfly), 1449 nucleotides long. RefSeq lists its product as uncharacterized. NCBI's taxonomy places the organism in Eukaryota, Metazoa, Arthropoda, Insecta, Lepidoptera, Nymphalidae. The record is from RefSeq and is a predicted model, not a curated record. The transcript has a single exon. The coding region runs from base 252 to 1007 and encodes 251 amino acids.